Condylostylus longicornis is the source of this 767-nucleotide messenger RNA. Its product is annotated as phosphatidylethanolamine-binding protein homolog F40A3.3-like. Bases 115 to 651 code for a protein of 178 amino acids. The transcript is spliced from 3 exons. Lineage: Eukaryota; Metazoa; Arthropoda; Insecta; Diptera; Dolichopodidae. The record is from RefSeq and is a predicted model, not a curated record.
AAUACGCACCCCUUACAAUUAAGAUAAUUUUACCAACUCGAGGAGCAAUUGAAUGUGAAUUGGAUUUAUAAAAAAUUUGGUGUCUUUUAUAACUCAUUAAUUUGUAAAAAAAAAAUGGAAAAACACGAAGUUGUUCCGGACGUUAUUGAUGUAACACCAACUGAAAUCGCUGAAGUGAAAUAUCCCAGUGGGGUAACUGUUGAUCAAGGUAACGAGUUAACUCCAACUCAAGUUAAAGAUAUCCCAGAAGUUAAAUGGAAUGCAGAGUCCGAUUCGUUAUAUACAGUUUGUAUGACAGAUCCAGAUGCCCCUAGCCGUGCAAGUCCUAAAUUUCGUGAAUGGCACCAUUGGCUUGUUGGAAAUGUACCUGGCGGUGAUAUCUCAAAAGGUGAAGUUUUAUCUGCUUAUGUUGGUUCCGGUCCUCCACAAGGAACAGGUCUACAUCGUUAUGUCUUUCUUGUUUACAAGCAAACCGGAAAAUUGGAAUUUGAUGAAAAACGUUUACCAAACAAUAGUGGUGAUGGAAGGGGCUGUUUUUCUAUUAAAAAAUUUGCAGAAAAAUAUAAACUGGGAAAUCCGGUUGCUGGAAACUUUUAUCAAGCCCAAUGGGAUGAUUAUGUUCCAUUGUUAUAUAAGCAAUUAGGCUGUUAAGUGGAAAAAAUGUUGAGUGAAUUUCAAAAUUUCAAAUAAAAUUUGAAAUUAAAACGUUUUUAAUUUUGCAUAUCUACUGAAGUACGUAAUAAUGAAAAUAUAUAUGUAAUACCUGA